Molecule: messenger RNA, 2388 nt
Organism: Phragmites australis (common reed)
Lineage: Eukaryota; Viridiplantae; Streptophyta; Magnoliopsida; Poales; Poaceae
Product: cell division protein FtsZ homolog 2-1, chloroplastic-like
Exons: 9
Coding region: 698-2092 (464 amino acids)
Biological process (GO): chloroplast fission
Cellular component (GO): cytoplasm; chloroplast
Molecular function (GO): GTPase activity; GTP binding
Source: RefSeq, a predicted model, not a curated record
CGUUUCUGCUCUCCGCUGCAUUUGUUGUAAUGGGGAUCAGAUGAGCCCAGGGCCGGAUCUACCGCGGUUGCAGGGGCGGGAUUGGAGCAUCGGCUCCACACUCUGCGCCCCCUGGGAUCCCCUACUGCGGGUUCCCGGGCAUUGGGGGGAUAGGGGAGCUACCACCCCGUCUACCCGCUGUCGGCAGCGCCAUGCGUGACUUGCCAGCCGAGCCUAUGCGACUGGAUCAACAGUUCGGUCUCUACUCGCGCGUGCUCUGUAAACCUAGAUAGUGGCGGCUAGGCGGGGAGCCUGUGGGCACAGCAGGGGCGCGAGGCCAGCUCGGUGGACCAGCGUGCAACUGAGUGGUGUCGGUGAGCUCCGAGGGGAGACUCUGUGAUUCACUUGCCCUGAUUGUUCAUUUGAUAUCAGUGAAGAAUUUAGGAUGGAAUGCGAGAUUAUUAGGACAGGGAGAUUUUUUGAAUUUUAAAUGCACUUGAGCGGUCGGCCUUGCUUGCUUCAUUUCAGUCCUGCUUAUGCCACUGGGUGAGUCUCAUGUGCAAUCCUUCAUAGAGCCCCUGAUGUGCUCGUUGUUGGGAAGAUGAGCUCACAUUGCUUUGGUAUUGUUUGAUACGAGCAGCCGAGAAAACGAUUUUUAAGGCAAUUGGGUACUGUCAGGAGAAGUGCAUUGAUUGCCUGGCAACUUUAGCUUGUUGAGAUGGCUACACAGUUGCCAUGCUUCACGCAGCUCAGUCCACCAUCUUCUAGUUGGGGAAACGAAGCUGGGAGCUGCAAGGCUACAUCUGGUAGGGCAUUUGUCAGAAGUAUUCGAGCUUUGGGUCACUGUCACUUCCGGUGCUGUGCAAGCCCCCGCAGUGCUAACUCUUUUCAGAAGAAAGACUCGUUCCUUGACCUCCAUCCGGAGGUGUCUCUGCUACGUAGUGAGAAGAAUGUUGAGGUUGUUGACCCAACGAAAGGCUCUUCUGAUGGAAUUCCGUUAGAAGGGCUUGGGGUGCUGCUGGACCGGAACGAUUAUAACGAGGCCAAGAUCAAGGUCGUUGGAGUCGGUGGCGGGGGUUCAAAUGCAGUCAAUAGGAUGAUUGAGAGCUCCAUGAAUGGUGUUGAGUUUUGGAUUGUGAACACUGAUGUGCAGGCGAUAAGAAUGUCCCCUGUGCUUCCCCACAAUAGGUUGCAGAUUGGGCAGGAGCUGACUAGAGGCUUGGGUACUGGGGGAAACCCUAAUAUUGGGAUGAAUGCGGCAAAGGAGAGCAGUGAGUCCAUACAGGAAGCACUUUAUGGUGCUGACAUGGUUUUUGUGACGGCUGGAAUGGGUGGAGGAACUGGAACUGGAGGCGCUCCUGUAAUUGCUGGAAUUUCCAGGUCCAUGGGUAUACUGACUGUUGGUAUCGUCACAACACCUUUCUCGUUUGAGGGGAGGAGGCGGGCCGUUCAGGCUCAGGAAGGAAUAGCAGCCUUGAGAACUAGUGUGGAUACCCUCAUUGUCAUCCCAAAUGACAAGCUGUUGUCUGCUGUUUCUCCAAAUACUCCUGUAACAGAAGCAUUUAACUUGGCUGAUGAUAUUCUUCAACAAGGCAUUCGUGGCAUCUCUGAUAUUAUUAUGGUUCCUGGAUUGGUUAAUGUUGAUUUUGCUGAUGUGCGUGCUAUCAUGCAAAAUGCAGGGUCAUCUUUGAUGGGUAUAGGGACUGCUACAGGAAAGUCAAGAGCAAGAGAUGCCGCUCUUAAUGCCAUUCAGUCGCCUCUGCUAGAUAUUGGAAUUGAAAGAGCUACAGGCAUCGUGUGGAAUAUCACUGGGGGAACUGACCUGACUUUGUUUGAGGUAAAUGCUGCUGCUGAAAUAAUCUACGACCUUGUUGAUCCAAAUGCUAAUCUGAUAUUUGGUGCUGUUAUAGAUCCAUUACUCAGUGGUCAAGUGAGCAUAACCUUGAUUGCUACUGGCUUCAAACGGCAGGAUGAACCUGAAGGUCGCGCCUCAAAGGGUGGCCAACAAAUGCAAGUUGACAAUGGCCGACGCCCGUCCUCCGCAGAAGGAAACAUGGUGGAGAUCCCUGAGUUCCUUCGAAGAAGAGGACCUUCUCGCUUCCCACGAGUUUGACUGUCCAGGCUCCUCCCUGCUCCUGUAUGAUACCUCUCUUAGGUCAGAAUCAGAUGGCUCCUGUAAGGCACCAAGCCUUUUAGGCUAGGUGUUGUCUCUAGUGUUUUUUCUUUCUAGUUUUGUUUGCUCCUUUCUGUGCAAUAUUUUUUUCAAAUGUUACUGUCAAUAAUGUGUAGCUGCUCUGAGCUUGCUAGUGCUAUAGCCUAUAGAGAAUGUGGUUUCCUUUCCGACUUGCUGUUGGUUAGCCCUGUGACCUUGUCAGCACGUUUGCUGAAGAUACCUGUUUGGCUUGUUAA